AUGUCGCUCAAACGAAAGGCCCUUGUGGAUGCUGCAAAUGGUCGGUCCUCGAAACGCUCCACGCCAGCUCCUUCGACGCCUGUAAGCCUCGAUAGCGACGACGAAUAUUUCGAAGGAUCCGAUGCACGCUCCCAAGAACCCAGUGAUAGCGAGCAAGAGCACAUUCGAAAGGCGAGAGCAAGGCUGGACUUUAGUUCCUUCCAGGGAACAAAGCACAAACAAAAGCCGUCAAUCUUUGGAGAGAAAGACUUUUCCUGGCUCUCAUUAAAGCCUGAUCAUGAGAAUAGACCGCUAUGGAUAGACCCAAAUGUGUCCAGUGGAUCACGAAAGGGCCCCAAGAUUACCUUGGAGAGCUUCUCUCCGUUGUCUGCGCAGGCCACCGAUCUGCUUACUACAAUCGCAGAACCCCAGUCGAGACCGUCCUAUCUCCAUGAGUAUAGAUUCACAGAACAUAGUCUCUACGCCGCCCUUUCGGUAGGUCUACGCGGCGAAGAUAUAAUACGUGCACUAGAAAAGCUGUCCAAAACUCCCGUUCCCGAGACCGUGAUCGAUUUUAUCAACCGCCACACCAAAACGUACGGAAAAGUACGGCUUGUUUUGAGGAACAACAAGUAUUUUGUCGAGUCCGAUGAGCGCCCCAUCAUCGACAUGCUCCUGAAGGAUCCUGUUAUCGGCCCCUGCAAAGCCGAGGGCACGGACGUUCAAGUAGGAAGAAUUCAAACAAAAGCGACGGUUAUCCAAGGCACCAGCAACGCCAAAGGCAUGACACAGGCAGGUCAGGGGAACGCGGAGAUGCCCAGAGAUGACCCGGCCAAAGAGAACGAAGCCAUGAUCGCCGCGCUAAGGGAUGAAGAGGAUGAAGAGGAUACUUACAAGGAAGCCACCAGUUUCGAAAUCGCGCCGAACAAGCGUGACACAGUGGCAAAGCAAUGUUUGGACAUCGGUUAUCCUGCCAUCUCCGAAUACGAUUUCGCCAACGAUUUCGAGAACGCGACCCUGCCCAUUGACCUGAAACCCUCCACCCAGAUCCGACCGUACCAAGAAAAAGCGCUCAGCAAGAUGUUUGGUAACGGCCGUGGCAAGAGUGGCAUUAUUGUCCUUCCUUGUGGUGCCGGGAAGACUUUGGUGGGCAUCACCGCAGGCUGCCACAUCAAGAAGAGCAUCGUCGUCCUUUGCACGAGCGCCAUGUCAAGUUAUCAAUGGGCCAAUGAAUUCAGGAAGUGGUCUGAUAUUCGAGAAGAAGAUAUCGCCGUAUUUUCUGCCACUGAAAAGAAGAGGUUCAACGGCGACUCCGGUGUGCUGGUCACGACCUACUCCAUGAUCACCGCAGGAGGCAAACGAGCCCACGACACCCAGCAGAUGAUGGACUGGGUGUACGGCAAAGAAUGGGGAUUGAUGCUCCUGGAUGAAGUGCAUGUGGUCCCCGCCAAGAUGUUUAGGAAGGUUGGCGAAAACAUUCGCUCCCACUGCAAACUUGGUCUUACUGCCACUCUCCUUCGAGAAGACGACAAAAUCACUGAUCUCAAUUUUAUCAUUGGACCGAAAUUGUAUGAAGCCAACUGGAUGGAACUUGCUGAUCAAGGACACAUUGCGAAAGUGCAAUGCGCCGAAGUAUGGUGCCCGAUGUCGAUGGAGUUUUAUCAAGAAUAUCAGAAUGCAAGCACGCGGAAGCAGCCCUUAUUCUAUAUCAUGAACCCGGAGAAAUUCCGGGUCUGCCAGUAUUUGAUCAACUACCAUGAGAACCGGGGCGACAAGAUCAUCGUGUUUAGUGACAACUUAUUUGCGUUGAAGCACUACGCCGAGAACAUGAAGAGGGCUUACAUCUACGGUGAAACCAGCAACUACGAGCGCCUCGAAAUUCUGAACCGGUUUCAACACGACGAUCGCCCGGAGUUCAGCACCAUUUUUUUGUCGAAGAUCGGUGAUACAUCUCUCGAUUUGCCGGAGGCAACUUGCCUGAUUCAAAUUUCUUCGCAUUAUGGGUCCCGACGUCAGGAAGCGCAACGGCUAGGGCGUAUCUUGCGGGCUAAGCGUCGCAAUGAUGAAGGUUUUAACGCAUUCUUCUAUUCCCUUGUGUCCAAAGAUACGACCGAAAUGGCCUACAGUGCAAAGAGACAGGCGUUCCUGGUCGACCAGGGUUAUGCCUUCAAGACCAUCACACACUUGGCCGGCAUGGAUCAGAUGGACAAGCUCAUGUACUCCAGGCCUGAAGAGAGGAAUGAGCUGCUCGCGAAGGUCUUACUUCAAAACGAGACGGCCGCGGACAUUGAGAAAGUUGAUGACAACAUAUGGAGUCAUCUGAGUGGAGGCGGCUCCUCGGCCAAGGCCAAGGCGUACAAAUUGCAGGUGCGUAGGCAAGCUGGCUUGUUGGCGGACGUCAGCGGAGGCGGCACGAUGGCGCCAAUGUACCAAGAACGAAGAACCAAGAAGAGUCAGCAACCCGACAGCGAGUGGUUCCGGAAAGAGGCCCGACGGCGUGAACUUGCGGCCAAGAAGAGAAAGAAGGAGAAAAUGGAGGCUGAAAAGGCCUCGGGUCGUGCGUAG
This is a messenger RNA of Fonsecaea erecta, 2544 nucleotides long. RefSeq lists its product as hypothetical. Gene Ontology annotation, cellular component: nucleotide-excision repair factor 3 complex; transcription preinitiation complex; transcription factor TFIIH holo complex. NCBI's taxonomy places the organism in Eukaryota, Fungi, Ascomycota, Eurotiomycetes, Chaetothyriales, Herpotrichiellaceae. Gene Ontology annotation, biological process: transcription initiation at RNA polymerase II promoter; nucleotide-excision repair. The record is from RefSeq and is a predicted model, not a curated record. Gene Ontology annotation, molecular function: ATP binding; DNA binding; 3'-5' DNA helicase activity. Bases 1 to 2544 code for a protein of 847 amino acids. The transcript has a single exon.